Molecule: messenger RNA, 5870 nt
Organism: Rhopilema esculentum
Lineage: Eukaryota; Metazoa; Cnidaria; Scyphozoa; Rhizostomeae; Rhizostomatidae
Product: protein virilizer homolog
Biological process (GO): mRNA modification
Cellular component (GO): RNA N6-methyladenosine methyltransferase complex
Molecular function (GO): RNA binding
Source: RefSeq, a predicted model, not a curated record
AGGAGACUUAAAGAGAUGCUGCGCAGGAGAUCCAUUCAGUGGCCUAUUUUUAAAGAUGGUCGCAAACGAAGCCAUGGCCAACACCAAGUUUCACAGUCCAUCUCUUCUAUUUUUUGAUACGUUUCAACAUGCAGGAGAACUUGAGGAAAUGCAUCUUGACCUGGUUGGUUUUCCCAGACCAGUUGCAAUCCAGGAGGUAAGAGUAAUUCCUCAUGGAUGCAGAAUUCACACAGAGAUCAAAGAUAAGUUUGGGGAGACAUCACCAUCUUCAUUCAAGCUAGAAACCUUUGUGAAGAAUUUGAAUAGACCAAAUGCAACAGUCUUUGAAAGACUUGGAACAUUGGAGUAUAAAGAUGGAGAGUCAUUUCGCCUUGUUGCCAAUUCCAAGUUGGCUACAAAUGUGGUACUUCUCAGAGGAUGGUACUCCACUCUGACAGUCUGUCUCUAUGGUGAAUUCACAGAAGUUGUCAUUGACAACAAGCAAGUGCCGCCGCCACCUCCUCCACAGCAUUCAAUGUUUGGGUUAACCCAGCGGGAUCCAAUGUCAGCAAUACCAUCGCAAAUUGCUGCUGUAUCAAGAGAAGUUGACCUUAAUCGUGAAAGAAGAGAGCUUGCUGCCAUUGGAAUUAGUGCUGGAAAGUCAGAUUACAGUGUACCAAGAGACACAAGAGGCUAUUACGAUCAGAAACAUGGUGACCAGAAAGAUAAGAGCGAGCCAAAUCGUAGAGGCGAUGAGCAGAAGGACAAAGAUAAGCGCGAUGGCCAGCUUGAUGGUAGGGAUAGAGAGAAAGAUAUGGGUGCAGAGAGAAAGGACAAGAGAGAUGGAGGGGAAAGAGGACGUGGUAAGGGUUAUGAUAAGCGUAAGCAAGGCAGCGGAUCUGCAGUCAAGUCAAUAGGCGAAACAUCUGAAUCCAAAGGGUUUACUAAAGAUGGAGGUGAGCGAGCCCAGGACUCACCUCAAGCUGGUUUGGACAGUUUAUUUGAACCGCUAAGCCCUGAAGAUUCAGAUUUCAUUGACAUUGCAAACGACGGUGCUAAUGACGAGAUUGGAUACGAAGACAUUGAAAGUGAUGAGGACAAUUUUGAUGACUUUGACUUUGAAGACCCAACCGACCUGUCCAGUUUUCAAGAGCUUGAAUUUUACGGAACUGAAGACACGUGGAUGUCGGUCUCUGUUAGUUUCAACCCGUAUCAAUGUGAUCUGUCAACUCUUGAGUCGUUUGAAGUUCCUGGCCUCUCAGAGUUUGACACUGCACAUAAAACUGUUGAAAAAGAACUUGAAGGAGCAUCUGGGAAGGAGGAAGUCACAGGGGCCUCUGAGGCAAAGCAGCUACUUGCCAUGGUUAAUGACUUAAAAGGGUCUCCAGUCAACGCCAAACUGGUUUCUGCAAUAGAGGAUAUACCCCCUCUCUUACCCCAAGGAUUGGCAUACUUGACGUGCAAAGGAACCCAUAAGGAUGCCCUUGACGUCCUCGUCAGAUGGUCAAGCCUCUUUUUGGAUGUCAAUGAAGCAAUGAAGUUGCCCGUUGGGGUGAACAUCAGACAAUUAAAAGCGGGAGUCAAGCUAGCCAGCCAUCUUUGCAGAUGCAAUGAAGACAUCUCAACGAAGAUGAUGGAGGCUGGAAUUCAACGGCAACUGGUAGCCUUGCUGAAAACCGAGAACAUGGCUUCUUCUAUCAGGCUGCUUGUCGUCCAAGCUUUGGACAGCACCACUGACAUGACGGCAGGAAUCGAACACUUCCUUGGCUGGAAUAUCAAGAAAGAGGAAGCAAAAGGUGAUAGAAAAGGAAGUCCGUACGAAGAGAUUGUCCAGUACCUCUUGACUGAACCAGCUGUUCGAGUUAUCACUGCAAUCAAGCGGCUGCUUCGAAAGGCCCACUUCUACGAGUCACUUGCCAGUCUUCAAAGCCUUGCAGAUCGCUUGUGCAAUAGCAUGAAGUCAGAAGCAGCGGAGGAGCAGAAAAAAGUAGAUUUGAAGAAGGAAGAAGAUGAUGCUGAAAUAAAGAAAGAGAAUGGGGACGAGAAGGAGAAGAACAUGGUGUCAGAUAACAACGAUUUUCUCAUCCCUGAAUUAUUUUUUUCAAAUGACGACUUGGAGAUAGUGAUGUCAGCUUUGGACGAUAUUCAAAGUGUGCUGAGCAAUGCCCAAGAACUUAUUUCUCAGCCUGCGCUGAAGAAUUUUCCAACAUCUGCAAAAGUUGUUGACAUUCCUCAAAACGACUGCCGUCCGACCGUCUUCUCACUUUUGCGCAAGAGGCGAUUCCUGGAAGCUAUACUAAUACUGAUUUCUUCUCCUGUGUUUUGUGAACCAGCGAUUUUCUCGAAAAUCAGAGAUCUUCUUUUCAGCUUGCUUGAUGAUGAAAAAGGCUUGGUUUUCUUGGCCUCGGAGCCAAACACCAUGAAUGGCAUGAUCAGAAUCCUUACUCAGUCUUCAGAAGCCGAAAGCCAUUAUAGUGAAGCUCCAUCUUUGAAAGAGCUGAAAAACGAUUCAAGUGCAGCUGAGAACUGCGUUGCACAUCACCUCGGGUUGCUUCUAAUUUACCACUUGCAGAGUCUGCAAGGCAUUGACCAACUGAUCAGUGCUGAAAAAACAGGUAUAUCUCCCAAUGAAAUGGAUGAUGCCGACAAUUUGUCAACUCUUCACACAUUGUAUUCAAUGACAUUCACUCCCAUAGGUAAAGUUGCCGUGACGUCAGUUUUAUCCCAACGAGAUAAUCUGCGCUGUUUAAUGCCAUUUGUAGAACAUACAGAAGGCGAAAAUGAAGGAAAGACCCGGCGCUCAGUUUCCAGUAAAUACGCGUCCGUUUUGCUGCUUUCAACAAUUCAAAUCUCUGAAAACAUCAAAUCGCUAGAAAAGUUUGGAAGUAAGUUGCUUGCUGUGCCUAAAAAGGAGGCUGACACAAUCUUAACUGAACUUGGCCACUACCUCACUCCAUUUGAUCGGAUAAUCAAAGUCGAUUUGAAUGCAAUUGCAAACUUAGUGGAAUACAUCAAAGGGGAGCUGGAUUCAUUCAAAACAAACGCGAACAGUCCCAGAGGAAUUCACACGGCGUUAAGGCUGCUGAAGUAUAUUUGCAUCGCCCCAAGCAAUGAGCAGGGAGCUGAGCAAAAGGAGCUAAAAUGGAGCCUUGCAAUCAUCCAGUUAUUCUCUGCCAAUGCCAUCGAUACAUUCUUGCAGCUGCUAAACAAACUCGGCGAGCGCCUUGUCACACCCUGGAGACAAAACCAGGCGUUUUCCAGUCACCACUGCUUUGUUCUUGUCAGCCUAGCUGUGCCAUUGCUUCAACUCAUUCACGCAAUGCUUCGUGAGCUUAUCGAUAGUGGAAAAGUCCCUUUCAAAGAUGCAAGGCUUUUGCAUGGUGUGUUUGUCCUGCACACGAUUUUGUGCUCAAGACCAGUUACUGGGCAGCUCGUCAGUACCAUUUCACAAGUUCAGUCAGAAAUCGUAUCAAUACUGCUCAAAUUUACCUCCACAACUGCUCCUGAAUCUCAAGAUGUUUUGAAGGCAAGUUCUUGGUACCUCAUGUUAAAAGAACUUGUACAAUACACGUGCUCAAAGCCUCAGGCAUUUCUCAGCGGUGUCGUGUUAUUGUCAGAGCUGUUGCCGGUUCCAUUUCCCGUUCAUGCCAUACAGGACCUUACCCCUGAUGACAUCAAAGCCCUUAGUAAUCACAGGAUUUUGUGGAUGGUUCAUAUUGGCGCGCUUGGAGAUGAAAUACAGUCUAUGCUCAAAUCACUUGUUGGUUCCUGCUGCACGUAUUUGCAACAUUCGCUGCGAAAGCUUUGUCUUCAGUUGUGUGAUCUUGGAGCCGUUACUGCGCUAAGUACAAUACGCUUCCUCUGUGAGGCUUUUGAAGACGAAAUUGGAAAAAUAUCUCGAGGUCAAAAGGAUGAUGAAGAGAAAACAGAAGGGAAAGAGGACGAGCCAUUUGAGAAUAGUUGUGCCGCGAGGGUAGUUUCCUUGCUAUCAUCUGCUGUUUCGCAACCUGGUGGAAAACUGGCAUUCUUGCAAUUAACACGACAAGGAGAGGAGCAAGAUUGUGAGUUCGGAGAGCUGAUGCCAAAAAUUCUUGAGCUACUCUCUACCGAAGGAAAAUCAAGCGAAAACCCAGUUCUCAUUCACGGAAUUCUGGGUCUUCUGACAUCUCUCUGCGAUGCGCAAAUAACUAUCAACGAAUUCCAAGACCCAUUUAAGCCGCAAAACCUCGCCAAUAACCUGCCACAUAGCAGCGUGAUGCAAUCUGUUGCAAGUGCCGUCCUCUCGUUCGCUUGCAAUGCCACACAGUCAUACCAGCUGAUUCCACCAGCCAUUCGUGUUCUCAUGAAUUACACAGAUUUUGAUUACGGAAUGCAGAUUCUUCAAAGAGUUCUUGAUGAAGGUCAAUUCAGCAUUGGUGACGUUUUGAUGAGAUUAGAAAAUGAAAUAUGCAACAAAGGAAGCCAGGAUGACGCACUGAAUUCACUUUCGACUCUGCUAGAUUUUCUGCGCCUGUUGUUGCCACUUUCUGCUAUUGCAAACGGCACUGAUGGUGAACAAAGAGAGGAAGGGUAUUCUCAAUCGAACCGAAAACUUCACGUCUGUCCAUCAAAGCUUAAGGGCUACCUCAACAUUGAUAUUAAUUCAGAAAGUAACCCCAUCCACAAACUUAUCGAUUAUUUCAAGAACGUUGACAAAGACGAUGUGAAUUCUGCAUCAGUUCUUCCGCAGCUGACUUCAUUCGUUGAAGCAGUCCAAAGUGAGGAUGAACCUUCUGGGGAUAAAGAUGAAGUCAUCGUUCUUCCCAACCCCGAAACUGUUCAACAGCUCUUCACUGACAGAGUCCAUUUUCUCACUGCAAUGGUCGACGACGAAAGACUUGAACCGAUGCUCUGGUUUCUCUCGCCCCCACCAGAAGAUAUUGAUGUCGAUUGUGACAUGGUCAAAGUUGAUUUGGAAGCCAUUGCCGAGAAGUACUGCCCAGGUUUCAAUUUGAAAGAGGAAGUCGAGAAAGGUUUCACAACAACAGAUGAUGAUAAAGCCAAGAGAACGAAAAGGUCAAGAAGAAAGUUCGAUCCCUUGGUACAUGGCAAGGAUCUUCAUGUCGAUGAUCUGAAGAGACAGAGGCUUGACGUUUCGUGGCUGCAGCGUGGUCGUGGCAACUUUCGUGGUCGUGGUCGUGGCUUUGGUCGUGGAUACGUCGAUUUGUUCCGCUCAAGAAAGCAGAACACAAGUCGACCACCUUCUAUGCACGUGGAUGAUUUCAUCAUGAUGGAGGGGAACGUUGCAAGUCCGUCUGACGGCCAAAAUAAACAGCAGAUAAAGAGCUCAUUUGCUGCACCAGUAAGGACAGCAUCAAGCGAACCCCGUUUCACUGGAGGAUUCAGCGACUCCCAAGGUCGAUGGGCAUCUCCCGCGACAGCCUCUUUUAGGAGGGAGGGUGAACACCCACAAGUUAACAGAGGAGGAUUCGGUACAUGGGGAGGCCAGGCUGGAUUUACGCCCCAGUACAGUCGAGGAGGUGGAUUUCAACGUGGAGGGUCCAGUUGGAGUCCACAGAUAGCAUCACCGUACAGAGCACCCCGCGAAUCGCAAUCAACGUAUCCACGGAGCAGUUUCAGAGGGGGUUACUGGGCCGGGCCGAAGCCAAAAGAAGACAAUAGCCGUUUCUUCGCCGGUGGCGCGUUUGCUGGUUACCGCCAAAACCAAGGCAACGAUCGUGACGGAUUUAACCGACAUCUUCGCACAUUCACAAGGUGAAGUGCAGUGGCAUAGUCAAGUGCUUUAAAGCUAAAAAAGACGUUGGAACUGAACAUUUGUUUAUUUUUUACACAUAGAAGGAAGCGUAGCUCGAGCAUGAUAAAACUUUGAAUAAAUACUUUAUUGGGUUAAA